This is a messenger RNA of Rhineura floridana, 783 nucleotides long. RefSeq names its product homeobox protein CDX-4-like. Lineage: Eukaryota; Metazoa; Chordata; Lepidosauria; Squamata; Rhineuridae. The record is from RefSeq and is a predicted model, not a curated record. Bases 31 to 783 code for a protein of 250 amino acids. The transcript has 3 exons. Gene Ontology annotation, molecular function: DNA-binding transcription factor activity, RNA polymerase II-specific; RNA polymerase II transcription regulatory region sequence-specific DNA binding. Gene Ontology annotation, biological process: anterior/posterior axis specification; animal organ morphogenesis; embryo development. Gene Ontology annotation, cellular component: nucleus.
GUAAACCCUCUUUUGGUACAAGAAGCCAGCAUGUAUCCAGCUUCCCUGAGGAGCAACAAUAACCAUCUGGCAGCUCAAACCUUUGUCUCCACAGCACCUUAUGCAGAUUGCAUGGCUUAUCAUCAUUUACCAAGUGUGGAAAACCAUGGACAGUCUUUGGGAAGCUGGGGGUCUCAUUAUGGCCUGCAAAGGGAGGACUGGCAUGCGUACGGUCAAGGACCCUCCAGCGCGGAUACUUCUUCACAAAUGAAUGGUUUGUCUCCUGGGCAGGUUCCUUACAGUGCUGCCAAUUACAACUCCCCAAGUCUUGCUGGUGCUGCAGUUUUGCCUUCUGUAGAUACAUUUAAUACAGUUCAUCUCUCUCCCCACAAUCAAAGACACAGUUCAUCUUAUGAAUGGAUGAGGAAAACUAUGUCAGCUAACAAUGCAGGGAAAACAAGAACAAAAGAAAAGUAUCGGGUUGUUUACACUGAUCAGCAGCGACUAGAGUUGGAAAAAGAAUUCUACUGCAACAGAUACAUAACAAUAAGAAGGAAGGCUGAACUUGCAGGAAACUUGGGACUAUCGGAGAGACAGGUAAAAAUCUGGUUCCAGAAUCGCCGAGCCAAGGAGAGGAAAAUGAUCAAGAAGAAAAUAUCUCAAUUCGAUGGAAGUGGCGGUUCGGUUCAGAGUGACUCAGGCUCUGUCAGCCCAGCAGAACUGCCUGCCCCUUUACUCCCACAGCCACAUAUGAUUGAUGGGUUGCAGCCUAUUGAGAUGCAGCAGGUCAUAGCUGCUGAGUGA